Protobothrops mucrosquamatus (brown spotted pit viper) is the source of this 1237-nucleotide messenger RNA. Its product is annotated as calcium-binding mitochondrial carrier protein SCaMC-1. Gene Ontology annotation, biological process: transmembrane transport. Gene Ontology annotation, molecular function: ATP transmembrane transporter activity. Bases 78 to 1103 code for a protein of 341 amino acids. Lineage: Eukaryota; Metazoa; Chordata; Lepidosauria; Squamata; Viperidae. The record is from RefSeq and is a predicted model, not a curated record. Gene Ontology annotation, cellular component: mitochondrial inner membrane. The transcript is spliced from 8 exons.
CCUCAGAGAUAGUUCACUCCCUGAAGAUACUGGGCAUAGAUAUUUCUGAAAAGCAGGCAGGCAGGAUUCUGCAAAGCAUGGAUGCCGAUGGGACAAUGUCAGUGGACUGGAAUGAAUGGCGCGAUCAUUUUCUCUUUAAUCCUGCUUCAGACAUUCAAGGAAUUGUCCGUUAUUGGAAACAUUCCACAGUAUUAGAUAUUGGAGAUAGUUUAACUAUUCCUGAUGAAUUCACUGAAGAAGAGAAGAAGACUGGCCAGUGGUGGAAGCAGCUUUUGUCAGGUGGAGUUGCUGGGGCCGUGUCUCGAACAGGCACAGCACCCCUUGAUCGUCUCAAAGUUAUGAUGCAGGUUCACGGCUCAAAGGGAAAAAUGAACAUAGCUGGUGGCCUGAAGCAAAUGGUGAAAGAAGGAGGAGUCCGUUCCCUUUGGAGGGGAAAUGGUGUGAAUGUUGUCAAAAUUGCACCCGAAACAGCCAUCAAGUUCUGGGCCUAUGAACGGUAUAAGAAAAUGUUUGUUAACGAAGAAGGAAAAAUAGGAACUAUUGAACGAUUUAUAUCUGGUUCUAUGGCUGGAGCAACCGCACAGACAUCUAUUUAUCCUAUGGAGGUAUUAAAAACAAGACUGGCAGUGGGUAAAACAGGUCAAUAUUCAGGAAUGUUUGACUGUGCUAAGAAAAUUUUAAAAACGGAAGGGGUGAAAGCCUUUUACAAAGGUUAUAUUCCUAAUAUUUUGGGAAUAAUUCCAUAUGCUGGCAUCGAUCUGGCUAUUUAUGAGGCAUUGAAAAAAAUGUGGUUAGAAAAAUAUGCCACCGACUCUGCCAACCCUGGUGUAUUAGUAUUGCUUGGAUGCGGUACUUUAUCCAGUACUUGUGGCCAGUUAUCCAGUUAUCCACUUGCCCUUAUCCGAACUCGAAUGCAAGCUCAAGCGAUGGUAGAAAGUGGCCCUCAGCUAAACAUGGUUGGCCUUUUCCAAAAAAUUAUUGCCAAAGAAGGAAUCCUUGGACUAUACAGAGGCAUAGCCCCAAACUUCAUGAAGGUGCUUCCUGCUGUCAGCAUCAGUUAUGUGGUAUAUGAAAAGAUGAAGGAAAACUUGGGAAUAGCAUGAAAGAAAGAGAUUACCCACAUGAGAGACUUUCAAGGAAUAUUCACCCAGAUGAAAUCCUGGAGGCUAAAUUCAUGUUUACAAUUAGCUACAGUUCCUCUAUGCGAAAAUUCUGCAAGUCUUAACUUUAUGAAGUC